Molecule: messenger RNA, 603 nt
Organism: Rotaria sordida
Lineage: Eukaryota; Metazoa; Rotifera; Eurotatoria; Philodinida; Philodinidae
Source: the annotation of a GenBank genome assembly
AUGAAGUUAUAUGGAAUAUUAUUUGCUGUUAUUUUUCUCAUUGGUUUAUGUACAGCUAGUGACGAACGUCCUGGUCGCGCACCUCUUCAAGGCUAUGUUGAGAAGUUUGUUGAUGCUGGGAAAUUGAAAUAUCAAGGAGUAUUAAGUCUUAAUAAUCCAGUUCUCCGUAGAAUUUGGUCUUUUUUUAAAGCAAAAUAUCACCGUUCGUAUUCAUCAACUGAAGAAGAAAGAGCACGUCUUCAUAUAUUCCGUGACCAUCUUAAAUAUGUAUUAAUAUCAAAUUUUGAAAAAUUACGUACAUUUCAAUUAGAAUUAAAUGAAUUUUCUGAUUGGACAUUAGCAGAAUUUAAUGCAUUCAAAAAUGGUUUAAAUGUUCCGGCCAGUUUACGACGAGAUUUCAUAGAUGAUGAAUCAGAUGAAGAUGAAGCACAACGUAGUUUAUCAAAACUUUAUCAACGUCAUUAUCAUGUAAGAAGAUUAAAACGAAAUUUAAAAACACAUCAAUAUAAACAUAGACAAUUCUUUCAUGAUGGAUUUGACAAAUUUGCUAAUAGAGAUAAUGGUAAUAAUGAUACUAAUCAACAAACUAAUAUAGUUGAUUAG